Arabidopsis arenosa is the source of this 622-nucleotide messenger RNA. The record is from the annotation of a GenBank genome assembly. Lineage: Eukaryota; Viridiplantae; Streptophyta; Magnoliopsida; Brassicales; Brassicaceae.
ACAGUUCACAAUAACUUUUCAAAUUUCGAAUUUCGAAUUUUUGCUCUUCACAAAUCUCUCUCUAUAUAAACGAUGAUGACGAUUCGAGGAGGAGGAGGACAAGCUGAAUCGUGGCCGGAGAUGGAAGCGAUAGCUAGGAAGAUGGUUGAGGAAGUUGAAACAGAGAGCAGCGGAUCAUCGGAAGCUGAGACGGAGUCUCCGAGAUCCGUCGGACGUUGGAUCACAGCUAAGGACCGAGUUCAUAACCAGGUUUUGAAGAUUAGGGAAGAGGAUCUAUGUGUUCUUGUUGAAGAUAAAGCUGCGAAUCCAGAGGAUCGACGAUAUCUCCGUCCACGUCGUCUUAGUCUGUUUCUGAUCUCGCGGCCGAAUCUACCUUGUUCUCCUCUUAGUGGAAAAGUGAGAUCCGUUAACGCUGUUCAGAGUCAGUGAUGAUGAUGAUUCCCAGAUCUAAAUCGAUCAAGGUGAUAUGUCCUCUCUGUUUUCUUUCAAUUUCUCUGCUUUUUUUUUGUUGCUUUUGAACUUUAUUUGUUGUUUCGUUUUGUUUAUGGAAGAUCCGUGUUUAGAGAGUGAGAGCCUUUUUCUGGUCAAAAUGUCAUUGUGUAUAUAAACCAUGAACGUGUAU